UUCAACUCACCACUGGAGUCCCUGACAAGGAAUACUGUGAAGGGGGGUUUUAGGGGAUACUCUGGUUCUUCUUCACCCUCUGCUUGGGGAACAGGUAUUGAUUCAGUUACUCAGAUGUCAAACCAAAGGUAACGAUGACCCCCUUCCUUCUGCUGUGUGUGUCUUUGCCCCUCAUCUCGGCAACAAUAUCAUUUGAAGAUCAUGAUGAAUUGGAUGGCACACUCCGUGUUAGCAUCCCUAUGGAGAUUCCUCUCCGUCCUCUCCUGGGAGGCAAGGUAGUGGUACCAUGUUACUUCCAGGACAAUACCGUCAAUGAUCCCGGAGCUCCAACCGUCGCCCCGCUCUCCCACCGCAUCAAAUGGUCCUAUGUCACCAAGGAGAAAGCCACCACCAUCCUGGUGGCGUCAGAGGGAAAAGUUCAGGUGGAGACAGAGUAUUUGGACAGAGUGACGAUGGUCAACUACCCUCUGGUGCCCACUGAUGCCACCCUGGAGGUCACAGAGCUGAGGUCCAAAGAUUCUGGCACCUACCGCUGCGAGGUGAUGCACGGCAUCGAAGAUAACUACGACUCUGUGGACAUCCAGGUUCAGGGGAUUGUGUUCCACUACCGAGCCAUCUCCACCCGCUACACCCUGACGUUCGAGAAGGCCAAGGCUGCCUGUAUCCAGAACAGUGCCACCAUCGCCACUCCAGCCCAGCUCCAGGCUGCCUACGAUGAUGGAUACCACCAGUGUGAUGCCGGUUGGCUCUCUGAUCAAACUGUGAGGUACCCCAUCCAUGAGCCCCGGGAGCGUUGCUAUGGAGACAAGGAGAACUUCCCAGGCGUGAGAACUUAUGGAGUGAGAGACGUCAACGAGACCUAUGACGUGUACUGCUUUGCUGAGAAGAUGUCAGGCAGAGUCUUCUACUCCAUGUCUGCGCAGAAGUUUUCUUUCUAUGAAGCAGGAGAUCAGUGUGCCAAACUCGGCGCCCGGCUUGCCACCACCGGAGAACUGUACCUGGCCUGGAAGGCUGGAUUGGAUGUGUGUAACGCUGGCUGGCUGGGAGACAGAAGUGUGCGCUACCCUAUUAACAUCGCCAGGCCUCAGUGUGGAGGAGGGCUUCUGGGAGUGAGAACUGUCUACCUGUUCCCCAACCAGACAGGAUACCCCUACCCAGACUCCCACUACGAUGCUAUCUGCUUCCAAGCUGGCGAGGAUGAAGAUGUCGUGCCUGCGAGGACCACCCCUUUCCCUGACAUCGUACGCAUAACAUCCGUCCCUGGGGUGUUCCCAGGACUCACCCCCUCACCUGGGGGUGAAGAGAUCAGGGGUGGAGAAGUGGACACCCUCACCCCGCUGCCCGUCCCUCCCAGUGUGACAGACACAUACACUAAAGUGACUCCUAUUGUAGGAGAGCCUGGACUCGACCUGACAGACAUAGAUGCUGCCAUGGCUCCCACGGGUGUGGUGUUCCACUACCGUCCCAUCACUGGCCGGUACACCCUUACCUUUCUUGAGGCUCAGCGCGCCUGCCUGAGCAUUGGGGCAGUCAUUGCCAGCCCAAAGCAGCUGCAGGCCGCCUUCGAGAAAGGCCUGCACCAAUGUGACGCCGGCUGGCUCCGUGACCAGACAGUCAGGUAUCCAAUCGUGUCACCCAGAGAUAACUGUGCAGGUAAUCUGCCAUACCUUCCAGGAGUCAGGUCCUAUGGCCUGAGGCCAGCCAGUGAACAUUACGAUGUAUUUUGUUACGUGGAGCGUCUGCAAGGUGAGGUCUUCUUCACCAGUGACUAUGACAGCUUCUCCUAUGAGGAGGCUGUGCAGCAUUGUCAGAAACUGAACACCACCCUGGCCACCCCCGGGCAGCUGUACUCUGCCUGGAACCAAGGACUUGACAAGUGCCGUCCAGGUUGGCUGAUGGACCGCAGUGUCCGCUACCCCAUCACAACCCCCAGGUCCCACUGUGGAGGCGGUCAGGUGGGAGUUCACAUCAUCUACGCCUUCCCCAACCAGACAGGAUUCCCUGAUGUGCACUCACGCUACGACGCAUACUGUUUCAAAGCUGAAAUCCCACUUGUUCAUAUUCAGAAUAGAACCAGUGUGGAUGUGACAUUGGUGACUGUGGAUGUUAUCAAUAAGACAACAGCGACAAUUGAUCACUUUGUUCCCCCUGUUGAACCAACUGUUGUCUACAAUGAAACUGAAACCAGUGUAAAUAUUACUGAAAUAGAGGUGUUUAUCAACAAGACAACCAUCACAACUCACCAAGUUCCUCCUCCUGCACCAGUUCCUACUGAUGUGUCAGGGUCUGGUUCAGCUGAUCAUUCAGCCAGCGGGGAGAUCUCAGGAGAGUCCGGCACCUCCAGUGGUGACACCUCUGGUUCCAGUGCCAGUGGUGAUGCCUCUGGUUCCAGUGCCAGUGGUGACGCCUCUGGUUUCAGUUCCAGUGGUGACGCCUCUGGUUUCAGUUCCAGUGGUGACGUCUCUGGUUCCAGUUCCAGUGGUGACGUCUCUGGUUCCAGUUCCAGUGGUGACGUCUCUGGUUCCAGUGCCAGUGGUGAUGUCUCUGGUUACAGUGCCAGUGGUGAUGCCUCUGGUUCUGGACUGGAGAUCACCUACAGUGGACACAAGGACAUCUUCUCCGGAGACGGAUCUGCCUCUGGAGCUCCCCAGGAGGCAGAAGGAGGAAGUACUGUCAUCUUCGCAUCUGGAGAACUGGGUAGUGCUUCUGGAUCCGGAGAGGGGAUUCAUGGACAACAAUCUGGCUUUGGGGUAUCAGGAUCAGGAUCAGGAUCAGGUUUUACAAGUGCAAGUGGAGACAUCAGUGGUAGUGGAGAAUUCAUGAUCAUCAUGGUGGAUGGAAAGAUGGAGGAGGUGUCAAAAACCCACAGACAACCACAUGAGCAGUUGUUUGGCAAGGAAGGCAUUGAGAUAAUUGAAUCAAGUACAAGCGGAUCGGGAAGUAUGUCUGGGUCAGGGUCAGGGUCAGGCUCUGGUGGAUUUUCUGGCAUCUCAUUUGUCGACCACAGUGCUGUUGACAUGACAGUUCAGCCAUCUGGUGAGCAGGAGGUGUCUGGAUACCGUCCUUUUGGAUCAGGCUUCCACAGUGGCUUUCCCAGUGGUUUUCCAUCCGGUGUGUCAGGCAGCGCCUCUGCCUCUGGAGACUCUUUCCAGCAACGUGGUGAUGUCAUCUUUGUAACAGACGAUGAGAUGAUUCAGGUGACCGUACCGCCACUGGAACUCCACCCUCAGCAGGGCCGCGGGGUGGUGGAGAUAAGCGGGGCAGGAAGUGGGUCAGGGAUGCACCAUGAAUUAAGUGGAAGUUUGGAGCAAAGCUUGCAUAUCUCCGGAAGUGGAGCCCCUCAUGAAGAACCAACGGUUGACAGGCUGUCUGUCGCCCUGCCACCUGGAUCUACCAUGACUUACUCAGAGUACAUCACCAGUCUUGGUCAAUCAGGACUGGGGGAUGAAGAACAGGAGGGUCGCACAAUUGUUGUGACUCCAGACACAGCCUACACCAGCCCAACCACAGCACCAUCAGUCUCACUAGCAACUCCUGCUGUUGUGGUGGAGCCUGAAGUAGCGGAAGUCUCUGCAGACCCUUGUAAUCCAAACCCCUGUGGUUCAGGAUCCUGCUCUGUGCAGGGAGAGCUUGCUGUAUGUCAGUGUCCCAACGGCUUCACUGGCGAAGACUGCUCAACACCGGUGCAGGGCUGCUCUGAAGGCUGGGUGGAGUUCAUGGGCAGCUGUUACCUUCACUUUGCGGAGAGAUACACCUGGGCUGACGCUGAGCAGCGCUGUCAGGAGCUCAACGCUCACCUGGUCAGCAUCAGCUCCCAGGAGGAGCAGAACUUUGUCAACUCCAAUGGUCAGGACUACCAGUGGAUUGGACUUAAUGACAAAGAUGUGCAGAAUGAGUUCCGCUGGACAGACAGAAGUCCUCUGACCUUUGAGAACUGGAGGCCCAACCAGCCAGAUAACUACUUCAACUCUGAGGAGGAUUGUGUGGUGAUGAUUUGGCAUGAGGGAGGACAGUGGAAUGACGUACCCUGCAACUACCACCUUCCCUUCACCUGCAAGAGUGGACCAGUCACAUGCGGCGCUCCCCCGGAGGUGGAACAUGGCCGGCCGAUGGGCAGCAGCAGAGAGCGCUACCCCGUCAACUCCAUAGUCCGCUACCAGUGUGAUGCAGGCUACACACAGCGCCACCUGCCUGUCAUACGCUGUAUGCCAGAUGGACAGUGGGAGGAGCCACAAGUGGAAUGUACAGAAGCCGGCACCAACAGUAACAGGCUACACAAAAGAUCCCUCAGGAGAAGAAGUAAAGGGGUGAGCAGCCAACAGGAACAGAGGAAGCUGCUCUGAGCAGGACUGAAAGGACAUACAACAGAGAGCCACAAAGCACCCCUCUUGUAAAGAAGCAUGGACACCAAUGCAAAUGCCCGACCAAAAAGAUAACAUUCCCUCUCAUGUAUAUACACAUACUAAAGCACAUUUAGACAGUGAUAGUGUAACUGACUGAUGUUUUGGAUGUUUGAGUGUCACUCUGCACCUUGUGAAGGCAGGUUUUCUACGUAUUUAUAGCGUCUAAUUUAUAGCUGUGAUCCAGAAUUAUCUCGAAUGCACAAGUUGACAUUUUCUUCAAUCGGUUGCCAGCACUGCACACAAAGCAAGGUCGAUUAAAAACUGUCAAACAACAAUAAGAGUGACACACAAAGUCCAAAACAGUCCAAUAAGAGUGUUUUCGAUUGCAGCUGGAUUCUCUGAAGUCAAACACAUUGUUACAUAGACUUUUGCCAUUUUUUAGGGUAUUUUUCUAGAUCUGUGUUUCUUAGCAUUUUUUAUUUCUUUUAUUCAGUCUUAGACAACAACUGUGUGCUUCAGACUGGUGAAAAAAACUUACAUUAUAGGCCAGGACAAUGAUUCUCAAGCUUUUUGGUUGUGACUCCUUAAAUAACUGCAAUGAGUACAUGUUAAAUGUGGAGAGUGUUGAAGUUGGGUUUUGUUUUACUUGAAUUAUCAGAGGAGUCCUUGAGGCUUACAGUAAUUCAGUGUUGCAUAAAAGCCCAGAUUUGAGCAAAAGCAGAGGAAAAAUACAUAAAAAUAUAUUGGUGUUUAAAACUAUUAAUAAUUUUUCAGGAAACCCACACUGUCUUGUCGCAACCCUCAGGUUUGAGAACCACUGUGAAACGACACCACCGCAGUAUCAGACAUACUGAAUCGAUUGUGCUGUUCCAUUUGAUGAUGAAUAGAAAUCCAAGUUCAAGACUUGAUUAAGUCACUGCAACAAACCUGGAUUGAAAUAGUCAGCACUCAUGCACUUUUGGGAGUCUUCAGUCACGUCUGUGCUAAUCAUUUGAAUCCAGUGCACCUUAAACAAUAAAAUUAAUAAUAAUAAUAAUAAUAACAAAUGAAUAAGUAAAAACAAAAAUGAAAAAAAAUUCCUCAUCUGUAGCUGACACAUGGCAAAGAAACUGUACUGAGUUAACAAGUGAAAUCUACAGUAUGACACUGAACUGGCUGGCCAGGAGGGGCCUCCGGGACGGUGCAAAACUCCACCUCAUGAAUGUCAUUGAAUGUUGCAAAAGAUGCACAUCCAGUUCUUCAGGUUGAGGUUUAUAUUUGUGAUUUCUCAUGAGUAAUCAGUGACCUCUGUCAACACUGUCUGAUGGGAGAAUCCUGCUUUUUACGAGGCGGAUGACAUUUUUCUCACUGUAAGUAUUCUCACUAUUCUCUGGACAGCAGGAUCUGUUAAUAAUUUAGCAGACAAUUUAAUUGUUUGAAUAAUUCAUCAUUGACCUGUUUUGUUGAUUUGUUAGUUUAAUUAACUGUUGAGUUGCAGUUAUGAGUUUCCUAUCAAAUGGGCAUGACUGAUUUAACAGUCUGCUGUAGAGAAGAAGACACAACUGGGAUUUUCUAUUCGAGCCUUAGACAUCUGUGUGGAGGUUUCUGGCUGUGUGUCAUGUGACAGGGUCUUAUCGACAGAGAUGUACUUGAGAAAUAAAAACACGAUUGUAUGGAAAAGAAGCUGUGAAAGCAGAUGGAUUUUUUUCAAAUGAUGACAAAGGAGAUGGAGAAGGUUGAAGUGGAGGAGGAGGCUAUAAAAUGUUGACCAUGACCCUUUAAGGUCAAGAUUAGCUUCAACGCUGAGAGCAGAUAAUCUGACUUCUCACAGAACAACAACACAAACACUGAAACACAUACACUCAAACUGGUCGCAAAAUCUAGUAAACAGUUAGUAAAAAAGUGAAUGAGUGAGCUUGACAACGUUACAAAGAUCGCUCAAGUAAAUGAAUUAAUUAAAGUCAAAUUGCUGUAUUUUUCUGACAGAAAAGCCAACAUUUGAGUGAUUAUGUUGAGGACAAUUGAUGAAAAUCAGUAAGCUCUAUAAAAGUGAGGGUCUAAAUCAGUAUUUUUGAUCGAUUGAUUCUUCAACAAACUGAAAUAUCUUUUAACAGAUAAAACCAAAACAUUUGUGCCGUUGCACACAGACGUCACGUCUGCUGUGACUGUUCAGAUCCCGAAUCCUGAUGUGAACAUACAGUAUACUUGUACUGUGCUGUGCCAAAUAAAACUUGGAAUCAUC
Molecule: messenger RNA, 6564 nt
Organism: Seriola aureovittata
Lineage: Eukaryota; Metazoa; Chordata; Actinopteri; Carangiformes; Carangidae
Gene: acanb
Product: aggrecan b
Exons: 19
Coding region: 135-4343 (1402 amino acids)
Biological process (GO): cell adhesion
Molecular function (GO): hyaluronic acid binding
Source: RefSeq, a predicted model, not a curated record